GUCAUGCCGGGGGAAAUCUAACACCAAUCGUAUAAUUAGCUUAGGCUGCCUCGCAGCCACGUAUACUUAUCUGGACCUUCAUUUAGCGAUAGCUGCUCGGUUAGAAGUUGGGAAUACUGAGAGCUUCUCUAAGAAAUUAGACGGAGUCGCAGAGAAUCCGAAGGGCAACUGCAACCGGCGGCGAGGCGAACACAAGCAAUAAGUCAGACGUUAAUGACAUUUGAGAUAUUUUCAGAGAGCGGGUCUGAAGAGCUCACUGCAUGGAGUCCUGUUGUUUCAAAAGCCUUCAUAUCUGCGCAGCCGCUUCAUUUUGGCACAGAGCUCUGUCGCUCUUCCUCUCUAAUCCGCAAACGAUUAGAGAGCAUCCGAGGAACUGCCUUACGGGCAAGGUGGGACGGUGUUGCCUCGUGAGCGCACAACGUGCGCGCCCUCUCCACGCCACCGAGACCUCAAUUCAUUCCGCUGCUGCACGAGACAGACAUGCUCUACGGAACGCGCGCCAUCAGCGAAGGAAAGCUCCGAAUAUGCAGGCCGAUAAGAACCAAAUGACACCAACCACACGCCCUAACUUUUAGCUCGUCGGGAUCCGGAAUUGAUAUUUUCUUUUCUUGUCUUUUUUUUUUUUUUUUUUUUUUUUUUUUGGGGCGUUCGCUCUUCCGCGCGCCGGAGAGACUCCUUAACAAGUGCACCCCGGCAGUCCGUCCGUGUUUGCAGCUCGCGCUCAGUGGCCGGCGGACGCACGCUGUAAGAUGAGGCUUGGACGCAUCAUUUUAUUCGUCGCUUUCUGCUCUUUCACAGCUUAUUAUGUUUACGAGCCAAUUCCUGAAAGGAUAGAGGAGAGAUGGAAACUCAUGCUGACCAAUUCCUUUUUCAGAACUCUCAGUCACCUGGCAGACCUUUGUGAGUCAGCGGGGCUGAAGGACUACAUGGAUGUAAUGUAUGUCAUUACUCUAUUGGAAAAGAUCGUGCCGGUGUCUGAUGAACACGUCAAAGUGACAGAAGAAAAGUUCGACGGCGUGGAGGUGGUGCUUUACCAACCGAAGCUCCAGGGCGGAGACGCUCACCUGAGGAGAGCUGUCAUUUAUCUGCACGGGGGAGGAUGGUGUCUAGGAAGCUCCCGCAUGAGUCCAUAUGAUCUGCUGGCCAGAAAGAUCGUCACUGAACUUGAUGCUGUCGUCCUCUCUGUAGAGUACCGUCUCGCCCCGGCUCACCAUUUCCCUGUCCCAUAUGAGGACGUGCACCGUGUGGUCAAAUACUUCCUCCAGAAGGGGGUGCUAGCCCAGUACUCUGUGGACCCGGGGCGUGUUGCUGUGUCAGGGGAUAGUGCUGGAGGGAACCUUGCAGCGGCAGUCUCUCAGCAGCUGCAAAAGGAGUCUGGGCAGCAGAUCAAGUUGAGGGCUCAGGCACUCCUUUACCCCGUGCUGCAGGCGUUGGACCUCAAAACGCCUUCAUAUCAGCAGAAUAAAGACAUGCCGAUUCUGCCACGCACGCUCAUGGUGCGCUUCUGGAGCGAGUAUUUUACUAGCAACAAAGCCCUCUUCAGAGCCAUGAUGGCCAACUCGCACAACAGCCCCGAGUCGUCCAGGUUACUGAAGUUCGUCAACUGGAGCGCCUUUCUGCCAGAGGCGUAUCACAAAGAGUACAACUACAGCGCUCCCGCUAUCGCGCAGGGAACCGAAGGGGAGGUGGCCGGGAUGGACGGGCCGUCUCAGUCGUUCGCCGACCCCAGGGCGUCGCCCUUGCUUGUCCCGGACGCGGACUUGCACUCUCUACCCAAGGCGUACAUUCUGACGUGCGAGUACGACGUCCUCAGAGAUGACGGGAUCAUGUACGCCACACGUCUCCGGGCGGCUGGCGUUGAGGUGACGCACCAGCACUAUGACACGGGAUUCCACGGAGCGCUGAUGUUUACUGUGUGGCCGACUGACUUUCUCAUUGCACGUCGCAUGACAGACAACUACAUUAAAUGGCUCAAGGAUAAUUUGUAAAAAGAAAAAAAAAACUUUUGACUACAUAAGUGGGUAUUCCAGUUUUUUGUUUUUUUUCACACAAUGCACUAAUGUUUAGUUGAAUCUUUUUUUCAUGUUGUUUUUAACUAUUGGUGGUGUACUUCUUUGGUCACGCUGUUUUUCUUUAAAUAUGCUAAUUUCAUCUGUUUUCUUCUAAUGGAUUUUGCCUGAUUUUGAAACUGUAGUGAACAUACUUUUUAAUUUUAAGGUGACGAGUGAAAACUGACACAUGUAUCAUCAUAUCAUUGUGCUAGCUGCAAACGUAAUGCUUAUGUAAAAUAAAACUGUGGCUAUCAUAUUAGUUUGAUGGACAGGGUUUUUUAUUUUUUACCCUGAACAGAGCUCCUUUUCAUUGUUUCCCAUCACAUAAUAUUCCAUCAGAUCUCGUAUUUAUUGUAUCAAUAUUAGUCUUAAUAGUCAGUAAUGCAUACCUCUGGAAGUAAAACUGUCCCUGCAGAGAUUUGAAGAAUUCAUUAUAAGUCUUUGCGAGCAGGAGAGGAUUUUUCCAGAUGCUUUUUUGGCCAAAGUUAACAUUUAUCACAGUAUGUACUGCAUUCCAAAGAGUUACAAAUGAGUUCAAGUAUUUGUAUCACAUUGAUUUAUUGUAGUUUCUGAUUCCAAAGAUUGGUAAAAUUGGAUUAUGUUGAAAAGUUUUAUUGGCGGCGGAGUGAGGGGGACAAGAACAACAACAACAACAAAAAUGAAUUUGACACCCUCAAAUUUUAAUUUUCACUUCCUGCAAGUAACCAAUGUAAAAUGUUUUUAAAAUGUUCUCUUGUAAUACAAGGUCAGUGAAUGUUGAUGUUCCAUAUUCCAUCUGACUAUUAGUAAAAAAAAUUAUCUAACCAUUGUUAACAUUGUUUGAGGAAGCAUACUUGCAACAAUAGGGCAAAACGAGGGAUCGAUGUAAUGAAGGAAUGUGGUAAUGAUUGAUCAUGAAGCCUUAAUCUUUAGAGAGUGCCCCAAUUUAAAAAGCAUAACUUAUAAUAUGUAGCAUCAACAUUUACAUUUGGAGCACAUAUGACUCUACUCACCCUAUUCUAAAAACAAAACUUUGAAGUUUUUACACAAAACCCAGAUCUGUUGAAAGAAGUUGAUAGAAAAUUAAGCUGUAGCAUAGGACUCAAGUUUCAGGCAGAAGAUUUUAAGGUUUUAAUAUAUUUAUUACCAUAUAUUGUUUUUAUAUUAACAUUAUUCAGAAAAGGCGAUUUUGCUGACUAAGCCCCAGUCAUUGCAAGCACUGAAUAUAACUCACUUGCAUUUCAGGACUAUUUCAGUUAUUUAAUUUAAUAUAUGAAACGAAUUAACAAGUGACAGCUUGAGAAUCAUAUUUUUAUUAACGUUAUUAAUGACAAAACAUCAAUACUACCACUCCCUCUGCUACUAAUAAUGUAACUUUCCACAUUUGCCCUGUGUCGUGUUUUUUGCGUCAACACUUUUACGUUCUCGGAUGUAAAAAUGAGUUUUACGUUUUGUUUUUGCAGUUGGAAAAUUUGUGGGCCUCGUGCAAGUUUAAUGUAAAAUGACAAUAAAAUCACUUAAGCUUUCAACUGCUAAAAAA
This is a messenger RNA of Xiphophorus couchianus (Monterrey platyfish), 3570 nucleotides long. It is a transcript of the gene aadac, whose product is annotated as arylacetamide deacetylase. Gene Ontology annotation, cellular component: membrane. Lineage: Eukaryota; Metazoa; Chordata; Actinopteri; Cyprinodontiformes; Poeciliidae. The transcript is spliced from 5 exons. The coding region runs from base 750 to 1988 and encodes 412 amino acids. Gene Ontology annotation, molecular function: carboxylic ester hydrolase activity. The record is from RefSeq and is a predicted model, not a curated record.